Molecule: messenger RNA, 1568 nt
Organism: Cadophora gregata
Lineage: Eukaryota; Fungi; Ascomycota; Leotiomycetes; Helotiales; Ploettnerulaceae
Exons: 1
Coding region: 57-1568 (503 amino acids)
Biological process (GO): protein depalmitoylation
Cellular component (GO): cytoplasm
Molecular function (GO): palmitoyl-(protein) hydrolase activity; carboxylic ester hydrolase activity
Source: RefSeq, a predicted model, not a curated record
UCCAUUUAUACCAUUUAUUCUCACCAAACUGUACAUAGCAUUUCGACUAAGCAACCAUGGCCCCGUCAAUCAGUACCUUGCCCAAGCGAGCACUCAAUCUCUUCAAGAGGCCAAAAUCUUCGGAGGCCAAGGAUAAAAGAUCAUCGUCUCCAUUAUCUAAGCCACAAAGCCAAUCAUCAUCAGAAGAGGGAAGAAACAUCGCAUCAGUCCAGGUGUCAAUACAAUCCAGUCCAACAAGUUCCCUCGCUUCAAAUCCUCAGCAAUCGGAGAAGGAGAAACGACAAGGAAAAACCAAGACAAAAGCCAAUAACAUAUCAGCAAUACCAGAGGAUCACCAAAGUCGAGACGAUGCUCCUCAGCCUUUUGAAGAAGCAACUUCUAGCGAGGAAAAGCCAAUCUCGCUCAUAGGCAUGAUAAGCGAGCUGUUUCCCAGCGUCCCAGAUACAGAGCCAAUUAUCCUCCCACACGCCGGCUCAGAGCACACACAUACAUGCAUCUUCCUACACGACUGGAACUCACACGGCAGUGACUUGGCCAUAGACUUUCUCACAAACAACAAAUCCCGCACAAACCAAACCCUGACCGACAUUUUCCCGACUAUGCGCUUCGUCUUCCCAACUGCUCGUCUCGCUUAUUCGGAUAGACGAAUAGAAGAAUUCGUACACAGUCCUCAAGCUGGAGUACUGCAAGGACGGGAAGUCAUUCCUCAAUGGUUCGAUCACUACGAUCUCGAAAAUCCAAUUUCAGAGGAUGAGAAAAAGAUUGAUCUUGCUAGACUGGAAGACACUAUCUGUGAUAUCGUGGAGAUCAUACUCAACGAAGCCAGCAUCGUCGGAUUGAAGAAUAUAGUUCUCGGCGGUAUUGGCCCAGGCGCUGCGAUUGCAUUGUUGACGUUGCUGGCUGGUGCGCAGGAUGUAGGAGCUUUUGUUGGUUGGGGAGGUUGGUUACCAUUUCAAAAGGAGAUUGCGAAUGUUGCAGGGAAGUGCUUUGAUAAUAGGUUGAAAAUUUCAAGGCAAGUGGAGGAUAUUCUGCGGAUGAACGGGAGCGACGAUGAGGAUGAGAAGGAUGGAAUCGAGAAAGCAAAAGGGGAAGAUGGUGGCAAGGAGUGGGUGCAUGAUGUUUGGAAUGAGUCGUUCAUGGCGAAGGAAAAGUCGCACAAGCCUCUUGCGAUGACACCGAUAUUGCUUUGCCAUACAGACGACGAUGAGGUGGUGCCUUAUCGGAGAGGGAGAGACAUGAGUCGGACGUUGAACUCUCUAGGGUUUCAAGGACAAUGGAACAAGUACAAAGGGGGGUUUGGAGGUGACGAGGGAGGAUGCGUUGAUGAUAUGGCAGAUUUUUUGGAGGCAAUGCUGACUAUUCAAGGAAGAAGUUCAGUGUGGUACGACGAUGAGGCUGAUGAGUUAGAGGCAAGUGGUUUGCCUAGCAAUUGGGAAAAGAUAUUAGAGGAGCAAAGGAAGCGAAGGGAGCAGAUGGCGCGUGAACAGAAACGGAGCGAAAGACGCAAAAUGAGGAAGGAGGAUAAGAGGGACGAGAAAGAAUCAAGAGAAGGAAUCAAAAGAAGUUGA